AUGAGAUUCCUUGUUCUUUUCUUGAUUUUUCUUCAAUUAAUCGAUUGUUUACGUCGAUUGAGUUCCCUGGAAAAUGAGCAAUUGAAGAACAAUUGUGGAACUAAACCACCUAUUUCAUCUCAGAAGUUUUCUAGUGGAUUCAUGAAAAAUAAGAGAUUCAUUUACGGAGGGGUUCCGAUUUCUGGAAAUCAAGCUCCCUGGUCUGUUUAUCUUGACUUUUCAGAAGGAGUUUGCUCCGGAACAAUCAUCUCGUCGAGACAUAUUCUCACUGCUACUCACUGUCUUCAAAGAAAUCACACCAAUCGUAAUCCGAUAUUACAAACAACCGCAUGGACUUGUGAGAAUAACAAUAGAGAUCUCGUUUAUACACAAGAUCACCAAUUGCUCGUUGUCUACAGAUCUGAUUUACAAGUUCUCUCCACGAAUGUAGUCAAGGUGACGAUGCUUAACAUGUGCGCGGUCAACAACGUAGACUAUGAUGACAUCAUGAUUAUGGAGUUGAAAUAUGAUAUUGAGUUCAAUGAUUAUGCUCAUCCAGCAUGCAUUCCACAAAGUUCGAACUUUGAUGUUCUGGGAAAUUGGUUUUCGAUCUCUGCUUUUGGUCAUAAUCAUUGGAUAUUUGAUGAAGAAAACAAUGAUCCAAUAGUUCUCCGUUUCGGAAUUAUGAUGAUUCAAUCAAUUCAUAAUGAUGGAAGAGUAUUCGGAGCUGUCGAUCCUCGACAGCAAAAUGUGUUGAGACCUGGAGACAGUGGAGGAUCAGCAUUCUCAUCUGCAACUGACAAUCGAUACUAUUUGAUCGGCGUCUGUAGUGGUUCUUCAGCGGAUGAACAAUACUAUUCAACAUUCAUUUCCGUCGGAAAUCAUUACAACCAAAUCUGUUUUCACACUGGAAUUUGUUAA
Caenorhabditis remanei is the source of this 900-nucleotide messenger RNA. RefSeq lists its product as uncharacterized. The transcript is spliced from 7 exons. Gene Ontology annotation, molecular function: serine-type endopeptidase activity. The coding region runs from base 1 to 900 and encodes 299 amino acids. The record is from RefSeq and is a predicted model, not a curated record. Gene Ontology annotation, biological process: proteolysis. NCBI's taxonomy places the organism in Eukaryota, Metazoa, Nematoda, Chromadorea, Rhabditida, Rhabditidae.